This is a messenger RNA of Dichotomopilus funicola, 885 nucleotides long. RefSeq lists its product as uncharacterized. The transcript has a single exon. Gene Ontology annotation, molecular function: biliverdin reductase [NAD(P)H] activity; riboflavin reductase (NADPH) activity. NCBI's taxonomy places the organism in Eukaryota, Fungi, Ascomycota, Sordariomycetes, Sordariales, Chaetomiaceae. The coding region runs from base 1 to 885 and encodes 294 amino acids. The record is from RefSeq and is a predicted model, not a curated record.
AUGGCCAAAACAAUCCUCUUCCUCGGUGCCACAGGCGGCGUCGGUCUCUCCGCUCUCCGCCGUGCCCUCUCCGCCGGACACACCUGCAUCGCCCUCUGCCGCACCCCAUCCAACCUAACCUCCCAGCUCCCAGCCGAUCUCGUCCCUUCUGAGUCCACUACCAACAAUACCAGCACCAACACCAACAACAACACCAACCUCCACAUCAUCACCGGCAACGCCCACGACCCGGCCGCCGUCACCCGCUGCUUUUCUACUGUCCCCUCCCCCAUCGACACCAUCGUAUUCUCCCUCGGUGCCUAUCCCACCCUCCGCGGCAUGUCCGAUCCACACGUCUGCGAAAAGGGCAUGGGCGUGCUGCUGGAUGUGUUGCGUGCUCAGCGUGCCCAGCGAGAUAAUAGCGUCAAUAAUACAACCCAGAAGGAGGACCAAACAAGCAAUUAUCAACCCCCUCACCUAAUCGCCAUCAGCACAACAGGUAUAUCCUCGCUGGGCCGGGAUAUCCCGCUGCUGGUGGUGCCGCUGUACAAGGUUGGGCUGCAUACGGCGCAUGAGGAUAAGAGGGGUAUGGAGCGGUUGGUUAUCGCUGCUGGUACUUCUUCGCUCUCUUCUCAUCACUCGUCCAAGGGAGGGCAGAGAGAAGGAGAAGGAAAAGGAGAAGGCCUGGUGCGGUUUACGUUGAUCCGGGGGAGUUUGUACACCAGCGGUCCUGAGACGGAGGGGUUGGUGAGGGUGGGCGUGGAGGAUGUGGGCAAGGGGGUGGUGGAGAAGAGGGAGCUUGGGUAUACGAUUAGCCGGGAGGAUGUGGGGAAGUGGGUGUGGGAGGAGUGUAUCAAGGUUGAGGGGGGGCAGUGGGUUGGGAAGGCUGUGGGGGUUACUUAUUAG